AUGGAUAAAGGGAAAAGUGUUCUUCCUAACGAACUAACUUUGCUUGAGAAAAAAGAUCAAGAAAUUAGGCGUCUUCAGAAAGUUCUCGUCACCGCUACCAGACAAUUUUAUGCUAUCCAAAAUGAUGCAAUUAGAAGUUUUACUGAGGCAAUUCGUUAUAAUGAAAAUAUUCUCUAUAAUGUUGUAUCUAAUCAUGAUCACACUUCUGCUCGUGAAAGUAAUGGUUAUGCUUCCUUGAGGAAUCAAUUGAUCGCCUCUCAAGCUAUACUUGCGGAUGCCAGAGAUGCAAUUUUGAACUAUCAACAAAUUGAUGAUGAUUUAUUUGUUGGUGAUGACGAUAAAGAUUCUACGAAAAGCAUCUCUACAUCUAAUAUUAGGGAUUCUGUUAAUAAUUUUAAGAUUGUGGAACCUCCUAAACCUCCGGCUCCUUCUCAAGCUUUCGUCGAUUCUUUAAAAGAGCUUUCGGAAAAACUUUGUAGACAUCAGGUCGAUACGCAUCAGACUGGUACAAAGGAGCGAGAUACCAAUGAAAUCUUUGGUGGAUCAAAAUGGGGUGAUAAAUUACAAGAAAAUCUUUGUGUUGGUAAAUCGAUCCCUCAAGAACCUAAACACGGUACUCCCCAUAUCAAAAUUCCUGCAGUUUAUAUCGGGGUGUUUAAAAUAGAUAUUCCACCUGCUGUCAUUAAGAAAUCAUUGAGUGAUAUGUUUGGUGAAGUGAUCGCUGUUGCUAAAUAUCGUCAUAGAGAUCACGCUUUUGCUUAUUUUUCUGAAUGGGAAUCUUACAAUGAAGCUUUGAAUCAAGGUGGAAUAGUCAUUUCUGGCCAGAUGCUAUCCAUUCGAAAAUCCGAUCACGCACCUAGACCUGGGUCUUUCGAUUGGUAUAGAUUUCGUAGUGCUUAUAUGAAU
Molecule: messenger RNA, 906 nt
Organism: Racocetra persica
Lineage: Eukaryota; Fungi; Glomeromycota; Glomeromycetes; Diversisporales; Gigasporaceae
Source: the annotation of a GenBank genome assembly